AUGGGGUCCGACAAUUCCUCUUGGACUCCUCACACCGUCCUUUCGACUCUCCCCCACCCCCCAGAAGAGAACACCACCUCGCCCAUCCCCUUCUUCCACCUCCUCGAACGCCUCAAGACCACCAAGCGCGAAGGCUGGCGCCGCUUCGGAAUCAAUGGCGAAUCCAUCUCCGACCACAUGUAUCGCAUGUCGAUCAUGACGAUGUUUGCCCCGCCAGAAUUGGCAUCUAGGCUGAAUAUCCCCCACUGCACCAAGAUGGCUCUCGUCCACGACAUGGCCGAGUCACUGGUCGGCGACAUCACCCCGGUCGAUGUGCACAUCACCAAGGCCGAGAAGGCCAGCCGCGAGGCCGCCGUCAUGGAAUACAUCACUACUUCCCUGCUGGGCCAGGUUCCCGGCAGCGCAUUAUCGGCCCAGGAAAUCAAGCGCGUUUUCGAGGAAUACGAGGAGAAUGUCACCCUGGAAGCGCAAUUCGUGCACGAUAUCGAUAAGAUGGAAUUGCUGCUGCAGAUGGUCGAAUACGAGCGCUCCAAUGAUGUCGAUCUCACCGAGUUCACGCGUGUCGCGGCCCGUGUCCAACUACCCGAGAUCAAGCUCUGGGCCGAGCAGGUGGUCAAAGAGCGUCCCCAGCGCAAGUGA
Penicillium waksmanii is the source of this 639-nucleotide messenger RNA. RefSeq names its product HD domain-containing protein. Bases 1 to 639 code for a protein of 212 amino acids. The transcript has 2 exons. Gene Ontology annotation, cellular component: cytoplasm. Lineage: Eukaryota; Fungi; Ascomycota; Eurotiomycetes; Eurotiales; Aspergillaceae. Gene Ontology annotation, molecular function: 5'-deoxynucleotidase activity. The record is from RefSeq and is a predicted model, not a curated record.